Ctenopharyngodon idella (grass carp) is the source of this 4694-nucleotide messenger RNA. It is a transcript of the gene ppp3cca, whose product is annotated as protein phosphatase 3, catalytic subunit, gamma isozyme, a. Gene Ontology annotation, biological process: calcineurin-mediated signaling. The transcript is spliced from 14 exons. Gene Ontology annotation, molecular function: calmodulin-dependent protein phosphatase activity; calmodulin binding. Gene Ontology annotation, cellular component: calcineurin complex; cytoplasm. NCBI's taxonomy places the organism in Eukaryota, Metazoa, Chordata, Actinopteri, Cypriniformes, Xenocyprididae. The coding region runs from base 723 to 2249 and encodes 508 amino acids. The record is from RefSeq and is a predicted model, not a curated record.
CGCGUCGAGAGCUACAGCUCCGCCAUAUUGCAGGAAAUCCUUCUGAGGUUUAGAGAUUAGCGUUUAAUCUGAGGAGCUGGGAACGAGAGUGUGAUUGGAAGUUACUGCCAGCCAUAUGGUUAGCUCCAGUGGGCGGGUAGAUCGCGCAAUCUCUGUUGUCACACGACAGGACAUAUGUUUAUUAAGACAAAUCGGGGCAGUUCGGCACGUUAUUAUUAUGCCGAACUCUCUUAUGAGUGUGUAGCUAAACUGACGAGUUGACAUUCUGACUCUGGAAAGUGGAAAAUCGGAUUAACGUUCAAGAUUGCGCACCAAACCCUAAUCAUCUUGUGUCGCUGGCUCCCGUUGCUACGAGCCCAAGAUAUCUGAUAGAGAAAGGCUGAUAGCUAGUUAGGUCAAUGUCAGCAGGAAAACACCAAGACCGGGCUCGCGACGAUCGGUGAUUGUAUUUCUGUCAGCGAGGAGAAGCGAUCGAGUCGGUGUCUGCUGGCGAUGUUAUUAUGCUGCCCCGUGACCCAUGUAACCAACUGUUGUUCAGUGUUGACUAAAUUAGCUGUGUUAAAGCGUUAAAACUGCCCGCUUGUCUGAAUUUGAACAGUUCUCGGACCCUUCGGAGUCGCUGGCCACUUUGCUAUCUCUUCUUGCUCGGACUGGCACCAGCAAACACGGAGAAUAUCUUUGUUCUUUUACUGGCUGAUAAAUCCUGACUGAACUGUGAGAAGAUGUCUUCUAAAGAGCCGAAAGAAAAGCUGUCCACCACUGAGCGAAUCAUUAAAACAGUGCCACUGCCCCCUCACCAGCGGCUGACAAUGAAGGACCUAUUUGUGGAUGGCAAGCCCAAUGCCGAGGUACUGAAGAACCAUUUGAUCAAAGAGGGACGUGUGGAGGAGGAAGUUGCGCUGCGUGUCAUAAACGACGGUGCCAACAUCCUAAGGCAGGAGAAGUGCAUGCUAGAAGUGGAGGCACCAAUCACUGUAUGUGGUGAUGUUCACGGACAGUUCUUCGACCUCAUGAAGCUCUUCGAAGUUGGUGGUUCCCCUGACAACACGCGCUAUCUGUUCCUGGGCGAUUAUGUAGAUAGAGGAUACUUCAGUAUUGAGUGUGUGCUGUUCCUGUGGACACUGAAGAUCAACCACCCCAACACCCUCUUUCUCCUCAGAGGCAACCACGAGUGUCGGCACCUCACAGAAUACUUCACCUUCAAACAGGAAUGUAAAAUAAAGUAUUCAGAGAGGGUUUAUGACGCAUGUAUGGAGGCCUUUGACUGCUUGCCUCUUGCAGCUCUUCUAAACCAGCAGUUUCUCUGCGUACACGGUGGCCUCUCACCAGAAAUCAACUGCUUAGAUGACAUUAGGAAAUUAGACAGGUUUAAGGAGCCCCCGGCAUUUGGGCCUAUGUGUGAUUUGAUCUGGGCCGACCCGGGAGAGGACUACGGCAGUGAGAAGACGGCAGAGCACUUUAACCACAACUCAGUCAGAGGCUGCUCCUAUUUUUUCAGUUAUGCAGCAGUCUGUGACUUUUUGACAAACAAUAACCUUUUGUCAGUAAUUAGAGCUCAUGAAGCACAAGACGCAGGGUACAGGAUGUACAGAAAAAGUCAGACGACAGGCUUCCCUUCAUUAAUUACCAUUUUCUCAGCACCAAACUACCUAGACGUCUAUAACAACAAAGCGGCUGUAUUGAAAUAUGAAAACAACGUCAUGAAUAUUAGACAGUUCAACUGCUCUCCUCACCCGUACUGGUUACCCAACUUUAUGGAUGUGUUUACAUGGUCGCUGCCCUUUGUGGGCGAGAAAGUGACUGAGAUGUUGGUGAAUGUCCUAAAUAUCUGCUCAGAUGAUGAACUCAUGUCAGAGGGAGAUGACUUAUGUGAAGGUGGAACUCCAGCUGUCCGUAAGGAGGUGAUCAGAAAUAAGAUCCGUGCCAUUGGGAAAAUGGCCAGAGUCUUUUCUGUGCUCAGGGAAGAGAGCGAGAGUGUACUGACCCUCAAAGGGCUCACCCCAACCGGAACGCUACCUCUCGGAGUGUUGUCUGGAGGCAAGCAGACUUUACAGAAUGCCACCAUAGAAGCAAAGGAGGGUCGAGCCAUCCAAGGCUUCUCUCCUACACGGAAAAUUCGCAACUUCGAAGAAGCUCGUGGCCUGGACCGAAUAAACGAACGGAUGCCUCCUCGGAAGGACGGCCAGCAACCUGACGGUACCACAGUUAACGCUGCCAAUGAGAAAAACGGCACUGACGGGAAUGUGUAAGGGGAGAUUUUGCACUUUUCCUCUCCUCCAUAGCAUUUUCUCUUUCUCUGCCACGUUUUCCACGAGACAGACCCCUCAACUGCCUGGGAUGUGGAGAGGAAUCAUUCCACAAACAGAGAGAGAAAUCACUUACAACUAAGUACAAACAUGAGAUUUUAUUUAUUAAAUGAAAUGUAUUAGAUGUACUUGAUAGCAACAAUUUAAAGAUGAGUGAACAUUUGAAAGUUUGCAAAAUACAGGUAUACAGUCACAUACAUGCGUCAACCUUUAAACUGCAACUACAGUUUUGUAACUCGAAGACAGAUAUGGGUUUAAGAUGCUGUACAGAUCAGGAGAUCUAGUUAAUCCUGUUUUAUAAUAUUGUAUGUCACAAUGUAUUUGGCAAGGGAUGGUUUGACUGAAUAUACUGAUGUAUGUUAUCAAUAAAUAUGUCUGUAAGGGAUAUGUUAAGACAAAACAAACCUAAGGGAAAUAAGUUAUAAGUUCAUUGAAAAAUAUUUUAUAGCUACUUAAAUGUUAUUCAGUUUCAAGUAAUAUUCAAACUAAAUGAAAAUAUUAGCUGCUUUGGGAUCCACGUGUCUGUUUCUACAUGGAAAAACUAGCAUUUAUAUUUGUUUUUUCCUAAUACAGCACUUGAAUCUUGCCAGAUGACACACCACAUGUAAGUAGGCAUAACCUCGAUCUUAAAUAGAAGUUGUUUGAUUCUACUUGUGUGAGUGAAAAAAGAAAUAACAAAGCAUGUCUUAUGAAAGCACUGUCACAAUCACAUAACGUAACUUCUGCAUCUGUACUGGAAGUUAUUUUGGUCUUUUUAGAGCUAUCGUUUAACACAGACUUCAAGACGAGGCUCUCUUUCCACCAUUUCUUUUCUGCCACUCUUUUUAAAAUGAUGAUAAAUGAGAUCGCAACCAGCUUUAUUUGUUACUAUAUACAGUGGAAUCUGUUAGUAUGCCUAUAAGCUCAUGUACACAUGUAACAGCCAAUGUGGGAUGUGUGAAGUUGCUUUGAUUGACUCAAAAGCCAAAGUCUUUUUUUUGUGCUGUGAUGAGUUAGCUGCCAGAGCUCUAAUCUACCCCAUUUUAGGGUAUAAUGGGGAGGUAAUUUUGCACUAAAUGCAAGCCCUUGUAAAUAGAGAACAUCUAUACGUAACUCUGAAGCAGGAAGUCUUAUUCUCUCUUUAAAGAAUGUCCUCCAGGCCAUCUUUUACUGCGAAGUAUUCAUUCUCUGCUGAGAAACUGCUCGUACAGACUAUCGAUUUCAUCCGGUUUGUGCUCAAGACAUUAACAAAGCAUGUUGAGCUUGAUAAAUGUGUCACAAACUGACUUGGUGGUUUCAGCUGUAACACUAUGUGAGGGAUUGUGGGAGGGAUUUUUUUGGCUGCUUGUUUUAACAGGUUUUGGAAAAAUUGUGGUAUGUCUCCGCCUACUGUUGAGAUACAGAACUUCAAGAGACAAUAGAGGAACAGCAUUAAGCCUUUUAAUGCAAGCUUGUUUGUUUUUUCUUUGUUUUUUAAUCGUUUUAAAAAGAGCAGCACGUUUAUCUGGUUUUAAAGCAGGUUUAAACAUGAUUUGCAAUGUUGAAUGUCUGAUGCUAUGCAUAUGAGCAACCCACCCCAUUACAGCGGGUCAUUUCUGGAAGCAUUUGAAAUGUAUGUAACAUUUUAGAUAACAGUUAAUUUUGUAAUAUGUUUUUGUGUUUUAUUUAGACCAAGUUUUUGAAGUUGUUGUUUUUGUUUUUUGUUUUUGUUUUUUUAAAUACGGAACCGGUUCUUCACAUGAGUCUGAUUUAAAAGUUAUCUUUUUCAUUCCAAAAGCAUUCAAACUAAUAAUAUGACAAAUAUGUUGUGCUCAUCUUUAGGUGUAUGAACUCGCAGCUUUUAACAGAAAUAAAUGUGAUUCCAGUGUAACCUUCUGACAUACUGCACUGAUUUGAUCCUGCAGAACACACACACACACACACACUUCAGGAAAUGCUGCAUGUCUGUGGACUCUAAAGGGAAAAUGUGCUACAUUUAUUUGCAUGUAUUUCAACUGAUACCAAUGAAAUUACUGAGAUUAAGCAGCUGAUCUGGGAUCAGUUAUGCUGUUUUCCUAUAAUGGUUUAACAGGGUGUGGGCUGGUCUUAGUAUACUGGCAAUUUGAAGUUCUAGAGAAAUGAAGAGGAAGUUGUUGAGCUUUCUGUUUGCAUUCAGCUUGAGUGUUAAAGAGCUGAAAUGUUGAGUAUUAGGCCUUCACCGGCUCAGAGACUCAAUUAAGUCCUUGAAACACAUCUGUGGGAAUGUGUAGAAAUGUUUAUGCACAAUUAUAGCAUAAUUAUAAAUACAAUAUGGGGAUUUAAAUUGAACAGUCCUUUUGUCAAGUACAUGUAAUGUGAGGCCACCUUAAAUUCUUGAUAUUAUAUAGAUGUAUCAGUUGAGAAGAUGAAUAAAAACUGAGAUACUGUGGA